AUGGCGGGGUGGUUGUGGGAGAACUUGAGAGAGUUGAGGCCAUUGUUGCAACUUCUUUUGCCAUUAUGUGUGCACUGGGUUGCGGAAGAAAUGACUGUUUCUGUUUUGGUUGAUGUCACCACUAAUUCUCUUUGUCCUGGCCUGAAAACUUGCCCUCAGGCAAUUUACAUCAAUGGUCUACAACAAACAGUUGUGGGGAUAUUCAAGAUGUUUGUACUUCCCCUCUUAGGCCAGCUUGCUGAUGAGUAUGGGCGUAAACCGCUGCUUCUUCUCACUGUAUCUACAACAAUUGUUCCAUUCACUUUACUUGCCGUUAAUGAUUCAAAAGGAUCUGUCUAUGCCUAUUAUGUGCUCCGGACAAUCUCUUAUAUCAUAAGUCAGGGGAGCAUUUUCUGCAUUUCUGUUGCUUAUGCAGCAGAUGUUGUGGAUGACAGUAAGCGGCCAGCAGCUUUUAGUUGGAUCACAGGCCUGUUCUCUGCAUCCCAUGUCAUAGGGAAUGCCUUAGCACGUUUUCUUCCAGAAGAUUAUAUUUUUGAGGUCUCAAUAGCUUUAUUGAUCUUUGUUCCUGUUUACAUGGCACUGUUCCUGACAGAAACAGUAAGGCCAACUCGAAAAGCAGACCAGCAUAUUCCUUUUUUAAAUAAAGCGUUUAAUGUCGUUCAGGAACGAUAUCACUCAAUGAAAAAUGCUGUACAUGUUGUUAGCAGCAGCUCGACGCUUAAACGCAUUUCUCUUGUUUCCUUCUUCUAUGAAUUGGGAAUGUCUGGCAUCAGCAGUGUCUUACUGUAUUAUUUGAAAUCAGCAUUUGGGUUCAACAAAAAUCAAUUUUCGGAAAUCUUGAUGGUGGUGGGUGUAGGUUCAAUUUUUUCUCAGAUUCUGGUUCUUCCUCUUCUCAAUCCACUGGUUGGAGAGAAACUGAUACUAUGUGCUGCCCUGCUCGCUUCCAUAGCAUAUGGACUGCUUUAUGGCUUGGCCUGGGCAUCUUGGGUGCCCUAUUUAAGUGCUUCGUUCGGGGUAAUCUACAUCCUUGUGAAACCUUCUACUUAUGCAGUUAUAUCCAAAGCGUCAAACUCAGCAGAUCAGGGGAAAGCUCAAGGAUUUAUUGCUGGCGUGCAAUCCAUUGCAAGUUUAUUAUCUCCACUAGCAAUGACUCCGUUAACCACAUGGUUUCUAUCCAGCAAUGCUCCUUUUGACUGUAAAGGCUUCAGUAUUAUAUUUGCAUCUAUAAGCAUGGUCAUUUCCUUGUGUUUUGCCUGGACUCUGAAACUAGAUGCUCCAUCCAACAGGAUAUUAGAGGACAACACGGAAAACAUUGAAGCCCCUCUUUUAUCCUAA
Molecule: messenger RNA, 1335 nt
Organism: Fraxinus pennsylvanica
Lineage: Eukaryota; Viridiplantae; Streptophyta; Magnoliopsida; Lamiales; Oleaceae
Source: the annotation of a GenBank genome assembly